GCGGCGGCCCAUAGGCACCCGCACACGCCCGCCCCGCCGCCAAGAUGCCCAAGAGGAAGGCCAGCUCCGCCAAGGGGGCGGCGAAGGAGGAGCCCAAGAGGAGGUCGGCGAGGUUUUCAGCUAAACCUACUCCUGCAAAAGUGGAAGCGAAGCCACAAAAGGCGGCGGGAAAGGAGAAAUCUUCAGACAAAAAAGUGCAAACAAAGGGGAAAAGGGGAGCAAAGGGAAAACAGGCUGAAGUGGCUAACAAAGAAACAAAAGAAGACUUACCUGCAGAAAACGGAGAAACUAAAAACGAGGAGAGUCCAGCCUCUGAUGAAGCAGGAGAGAAAGAAGCCAAGUCUGAUUGGUAUCAUAUCCCAUGUCUUACCAGUGGUCCCUGUCUCCCUUCUUGUACAAUCCAGAGGAAUAUUUUUAUCAACUAUUCUGUAAAUGCAAGUUUUUUAGUAGCUCUAGAAACAUUUUUAAGAAGGAGGGAAUCCCACCUCAUCCCAUUUUUUAAGGGUAAAUGCUUUUUUUUAAGAGGUGAAAUCAUUUGCUGGUUGUUUAUUUUUUGGUACAACCAGAAAAUAGUGGGAUAUUGAAUAUGGGAGGCUUUGAUCGUCUUGGGUGUCAGCUUAACAUUCCAUUGAUGGGGUAGUUUUUAUAUCCUAUAAUACCAAGCAUACUAAAUGGCAAUUUGGAGUCAGUUUCUUAUACAUAUCUGAC
Molecule: messenger RNA, 708 nt
Organism: Prionailurus viverrinus (fishing cat)
Lineage: Eukaryota; Metazoa; Chordata; Mammalia; Carnivora; Felidae
Product: non-histone chromosomal protein HMG-14-like
Exons: 3
Coding region: 45-584 (179 amino acids)
Biological process (GO): chromatin organization
Cellular component (GO): nucleus; chromatin
Molecular function (GO): nucleosomal DNA binding
Source: RefSeq, a predicted model, not a curated record